UCAUUUCAUUCCACCUCAUCCCUUUAAUUUCUUUUCUAUUUAGUCUUCAUUCCUUUUCCUCAUAAUUCCUAUCUUCUAAACAAUUUCUGGUGUUCUUCAAUAUCAUCAUCAUCACAAAUUAUUCAGCUUCAACCUCAUGGCUUCGUAUUCCGAACAAGAUGGAAAACCUCUGCCAAAAUUCGGAGACUGGGAUGUAAACGAUCCAGCCUCGGCUGAAGGGUUUACUGUUAUAUUCAACAAGGCGAGAGACGACAAGAAAAUCGCAUCCGCUUCUGGACGCUUUCCUUCGCAACGAAGAUACGACUCUCGCGGUCGCAACAAGAAUAAUAAUAAAAACACAAAGACCUCAUCAAAGAAAAAAUGGUUUUGCUUUAGUGCUUAGAGAAAGAUGGAUACAAGGAUAUGCAUAUAUAUCUGUGAUGAUAAAUUAAUCUCAUUCAUAUGAGAUAAUAGAUGGAUGAAGAAGAAACAAAUAAAUGAAGAAGAAUGGUUCAACUUGCUGAAAUAAUUGAUUGGUGUAGUAGCUUCUAGGUGUUCAUUUGAUGCAUCAAGCUACUUAAUUAUAAUUAUAACAUCCAAGAUUUUAUUGUAAAUAGAUAUAUAAAGCAAGAAAGCAUGUCUUUAUUUUUUUAUUUAUAAUAUUGCUGAUCAUAUUGUAAUGUAAUGUAA
Molecule: messenger RNA, 669 nt
Organism: Lathyrus oleraceus (garden pea)
Lineage: Eukaryota; Viridiplantae; Streptophyta; Magnoliopsida; Fabales; Fabaceae
Product: protein NOI4
Exons: 3
Coding region: 137-382 (81 amino acids)
Cellular component (GO): plasma membrane
Source: RefSeq, a predicted model, not a curated record